Messenger RNA from Prinia subflava (tawny-flanked prinia), 925 nucleotides. RefSeq names its product collagen alpha-1(I) chain-like. Lineage: Eukaryota; Metazoa; Chordata; Aves; Passeriformes; Cisticolidae. The coding region runs from base 1 to 822 and encodes 273 amino acids. The transcript has 3 exons. The record is from RefSeq and is a predicted model, not a curated record.
AUGACGUGCGUCUGCCGGUACCGCAAACAACUACACCGCCGCGCAGCCACACCUGCACCGGGCCGGGUUCGUGUUGCCACCAGCCCGGGCACCUCCGCGCCGCCCCGGGGCCCCCGGGCAAACCCGCCCCGGGGUUCCCACGCGCUCGGGCCGCCCCCGCCCGCCCCCUCCCCGCACACCGACCUAUGUCACGGCGGAGGCCGGGCGGCCGCCGGGGACCCCCCGCGCUUCCCGGCGGCGGCGGGCGCAGCCCCGGCUGGGCGGGCGGCGCGGAGGGAGCGGCCAGGAUUCCGGAGCGGAGCCCACCCCCCCGGGGGAGGGGGGGAAGGGGCCCGGGGCCUGCCCGCGCCGGGGCACGGCGGGGACGGUGACAGGCGGCGCCGAGGCCGGCGCGGAAGGAGCGAGGCCACUCGGCAGGCGGAGGGGAGCGGGGCAGGUGCCUCGGGGCGCUGCGGCCGCGGCGGGGCCGGGCCGGGCCGGGCCGGGGGUCGCGUCGGGCGUGAAGCGCCGCGGCUGCCGCUGCUGCCGCCCGCGAGCUCCGCCCCGUGCGCGCCGGGCCCCGUGACGGGGCGGGAGCGCGAGGCGUCACCGCGCGGCCGCGUCACCGCGACGGGACGGCGCGCGCCCGGGGGCCGCGGGGGGGCGUGCGCGCUGGACCCUCGUCCCCGGUUCGAGUCCCGCCCCGGACCCUCCGCCGCACCCCUGGGCCGAGGGCACCGGGGCCGUGAGGCUCCUGCCGCUGCCGCAGCGCCGUCUGGAGCGGCUGCCGGUCCCGGACAGGCGAGUGCACUGAAGAAGACAGUGUUCAAGACCAACCGAUGAAACACAUCCAAGAAAGGCACAAGGCACUGAAUCACUGAUUCCAGAGCCAUCAUGCAGGAAACAUUGUCAUCUCAAAGCUAAGACACUUCGCUCCAGAGUUGGG